This is a messenger RNA of Cololabis saira (Pacific saury), 2564 nucleotides long. RefSeq names its product minichromosome maintenance domain containing 2 (gene mcmdc2). Lineage: Eukaryota; Metazoa; Chordata; Actinopteri; Beloniformes; Belonidae. Bases 31 to 2067 code for a protein of 678 amino acids. Gene Ontology annotation, biological process: double-strand break repair via break-induced replication. Gene Ontology annotation, molecular function: ATP binding; DNA binding; single-stranded DNA helicase activity. The transcript is spliced from 15 exons. The record is from RefSeq and is a predicted model, not a curated record.
UUUAAUAUUUUUUUCGAACUUUUACUGAAAAUGGGUGACGUUUUAUUGCUGAAAGAAUCUGUUUUGGUCUAUUUAGACAGAAGUGGUGGUCUUAAGAAAUUUGUGGACGACUGCAGACGUCUAAACGACCUCCUGCAGACUGAGGCAGUGUACAGGUUCUGUAUCAGUGUCAAUCCCUCAGAUUUGACCGAAAUGGACCCUGUGCUGGGGGACUAUGUUCUCCAUGAGCCGCUCACAGCCAUAGCUCUGUUUCAGUCAGUCUGCUUCCUGUCUAUAAAGACACUCUCACUCACUGAGAAGAUUCACACAGAAAGUCAGGUGACUGUCACUCUAAACUUCACACAUCUACCUCCAUUCCCUGAGUACACAUUGGACCUGUGUAGUUUUCCUCGUGCCUAUGGCCCCCUGAGACCCGUCUCCAUGGAGGGCCUCGUCAUUGCCAUGACAAGGGUCACAAAGUACACCCUGGGAGCGAGGUUCCUGUGCGAUGACGAUGACUGCCCUGGCUCAACAGGGUACCAUCACAUUCGUGUCCACACACCCGGGGCCACAGAGUCAGCUACUGUCAGAAAUGACUUCUGCUGCAGGAUCUGUGGCUCCCAGCUGAAAGAGGAUGUGAAGCUCAGAGUUCUGGGAGACAAACAGCUAGUGGAGCUGAUUCAUGUCAAAGCACUGGAUGCACUAAGAGGCCAUCAGCAAAGCUCACUCAGAUACCAGUCCGUCACCCUGUUUCUCAGAGAUGAGCUGUGUAACACGAUGAGAAUCGGUCGUCUCUACAGGGUGCUAGGCAUUCCUGCCCAUGUGCACCAGUGGCCCAGCAUUACCUGGAAUAUAGAAGCAAAUAGUGUGCAACCCUGGGAGCCAGAGUGCCGCAACAAAAUCAGUGCCAGAUUCCUGGAGCUGAAUUCUGCCAUGGCCUCUUCUCCCUGGAGAUUCCCUGCCAUUUUAGCUCACUACUUUGGGCUGGAUGUGGCUCCUCCAGGCUUGUAUAACACUCUAAAGCUAGCCUUGCUGCUCAGCGUAGUGCAGACGACGACAGAUGUAAAUGACACAUUUCACAACUUGGAUUUACUAGUUGUCACUACUGACACACUUAUACUGGACAGACUAAUGACAUACAGCUUGAGUUUGGCAUGCCAUGGCGUUAGGCAUCAGAUCUCAGGGGAGAUGUUUGCAUCUCUAUCUCGAGACGAACACGGGGCAGGCACUGCUAACAUCCAUGCCGGUUCUGCCUUACUUGCUACCGGAGGCAUUUGCAUGUUGGGAGACAUCAGCUGUUACAAGAAGGACAAGUUGGAUUACAUUCAGUCGGCUCUGGAGAGCCGUACAGUGUCUGUGUUCAUCCCAGGUAAGAAGUUUGGUGAGGAUGCUGACGAGCAGCUUUCCUUUCCACUCCAGUGCAGCUUCUGGGCUCUUGCAGACUCGUCACAGCGGUCUGGACGGGCCGACUUUUCUGUACUGGGGAUUGCAGAAAUGGGUCCUUUCCCCGUUCAGUGUGCAGAAGCCUUUGGCCUCAUCUUUGAGUGUAGAGACAGGGCGGGAGAGCAGGCCCUGCUUGCUCAGGCGGCUCACGUCCUCCAGCAGGCAGUUCAGCCUGAAAAACACCACUACUCAUCUGGCUGGGAGUUCUCUAAUCAGGAUUACCAGGAGCUGGUAGCCCAUGCUCAGGGUUUGCAAGCGGAGCUGAGCCCUGCUGCAGAGAAAUUAAUCCAUGGCUACUACAUGGCGAGCCGCCGGGUUCGAGCCCAGAGUCAGGGAGUUAAGAUGUCUGUGGCUUCUAUCAAGCUACUGAUCUCCUUGGCUGAAGCCCACUGCAAGUUAUGUCUUAGGACUCAAGUCCUGGAGGAAGAUGCUGUGAUUGCUGUACUGCUUUGUGAAAACUCAGUUACUCUCAAGCAUGGAGCCUCUGCUCUCAUUAUUCCACCUAAUGCAGUGUUUCCUUGCAACAUGGCAGACGUAGAUAGUUUGCACAAGAGAGACAAAACCCUGGACGAACUCCACCAGAAUAUCUUGCGUUUCAUCUAUGACUAUGCACCGGGAGCAGAUGCUUACAUUACAGAGCAGUGAGACCUCUGAAAGGGUCCAAAGAGGAAGUGUUCGGGUUAGAUGGGCAAUAUAGGUGGUGGCCAGUAUCAACACGUCGAGUUUGGACAGCUUGGUAUCCGGUGGCACUGAUGGCAAAGUCCUUUGCAGUUCCAGGAAGGCAUUUCUCAGGGUUUGCACCCGGCUCCUCUCCCGCGCCGCGUUAGCUGCCGCCGGGCGGCCCCGGCCGCCGAGCCCCGCCAGCCCGCCGGCCUGGAGCAGCCUGGCCCGGUGCAGCUCCCGCUGGCCCUCCGGGCUGGGGCUGGAGCUGGGGCUGGAAGCGGGGCUGUCAUCCACCGGCCCGGAGACACCGCUGUCCAUUCGGAGCGUCUGACUUCCAGCCAUAGGUGCACUUAUAGACCUGAACAUUUAGAUAAACACACUUUAUUUUAGAGUAGUUAAAACUGCCCAAUAUACAUUUGACACAAUAUAUUUGCACAUUUUCAAUUAUUUAUUGCCGUGUGCCACUACUUUGUAUUUAA